Messenger RNA from Hydractinia symbiolongicarpus, 756 nucleotides. RefSeq names its product prolyl hydroxylase EGLN3-like. The transcript has a single exon. The record is from RefSeq and is a predicted model, not a curated record. NCBI's taxonomy places the organism in Eukaryota, Metazoa, Cnidaria, Hydrozoa, Anthoathecata, Hydractiniidae. Gene Ontology annotation, molecular function: L-ascorbic acid binding; peptidyl-proline dioxygenase activity; ferrous iron binding. Gene Ontology annotation, biological process: cellular response to hypoxia. The coding region runs from base 1 to 756 and encodes 251 amino acids.
AUGGAGAAAAUUCAUUCAGCUUUGAAUGAUGUUGGAUUGUGCGUCAUUGACAAUUUCUUACCAUACGAGGUAGCAAUGAAAGUUCAACAGGAAGCCUCCUAUAUAUAUUCCUGCCCGGGGAUGUGCUUUGAAGCGAUUAAUUCCUCGUGUAAAUUCAACAAGAAGAUUUACCGAAGCGAUCAAAUAUGCUGGUUGAAAGGCGAAGGAAAUGGUAAUAAGAACAUAAAGACGGUUAUCGAAGCCUUUGAUAACAUGAUGGCAGUGUUACAGAAAAGCUCCUUUCGUGGGAGUAAUAUUAUCAUAACUCACAAAUCUCACAUACAGUUUUCGUGCUAUCCUACUGGCAGUUUUGGUUAUAAAAAACACAUUGACAAUCCCAACAACAAUGGUAGGCUUUUAACAAUCGAAUAUUACUGCAACAAGAAUUAUAACAAAGAAACACAUGGUGGGAUAACACGAUUUUAUGUUGAACGAAAAUGCCAUUAUUAUGAUGUGGAGCCGGUUUUUAAUAGAACUGUUAUUCAUUGGUCGGAUGAGCGAAUAAAAAAAGAAACGCUCGCUUGCAAGGGAGACAUAUUCUCGUUAACAUCGUGGUAUUUUGGCUCCAUGCUCAAUGAUAUAGAAAAUGAACUUUGCACGAGAACAGAUGAGGUUGAUAUGUUAGACGAUAUUAUAAAUAGCGACAUUUACAAAAAUGACAUCUCCGUGUUUUCACGACAAGCUUCUCUUCGUAAAAAAAGAAGUUUAUGUAUUUAA